AUGUGGAAACAACUAACAAUUGCUUUAGCAGCAAGUACUUCUGUAAUUAAUGCUGAAAAGUUUAAUGUCGUUUUAUCAACUGAGGAUGUCGGAGGUGACUCUACUGGCUCUUCUAAUGAUAAACCAAUUACUGUUCAUCUAGAUAGAAAUAACAUGUCUCCGGAACUAAUUCAAAAGCUUGAAAGAUCCUCUAAUAUUGUUUUUGCUGGUUUGGAUGAAUUACCUGAAUUUGUUAACCAAAAGGAUUACUCUGCAAUCAUCAAGAAGAUUUAUGAGAGUGGUAAGAAUGUAUCUCCAAAGAAAGAUUACAAGGAUGAAGAUACCGACAGUGAAUACAGUGAAAGUGAAAGUGACGACGAAUAUAAAAGUGACGAUGGGUAUAAAAGUGAUGAAAGCGACAAAAGCGAUGAAAGCGAUGAUGAUGAGAAGGAACAUUUGUCUAAGAAGCAAAAAUUAAAGAGAAAGUUAGGUAUGGGUAAGAAAAAGAGACACAACAAAAAGAAGCAUGCUGACGACAAAGAAAAGAAAGAUGAUGUCAAGAAAGGUAAAAAGGGUCACAAAUGUAAACAAUUAGCCAAAGACGGUGCUACCGGUAAUGAUGAUGCAUGUGUGUCUACUGAUGAAGAUGAUGACUACGAAUAUAUUCCUACUCCAUUUGGAAAAUAUUGGUCCGGUGAUGAUGGUGAAGAUGAUGAAUAUGAUUAUGAUCAUGAUGGCAACGAAAAGGAAGACCAUAAAAAAGAUGAAUAUGAGAAUCAUGAAGAUAGUGAAAAAGAGGAAGAGUAUGAUGAUCACAAGAAAGAAGACGAAGAUGACGAGACAGAUGAUGACGAGAAGGAUGACGAUCAUAGUUGUUCCAAGAAACCAAAAGGGAAAAAAUGUAAAGAGAAAAAAACGAAAACUUCACGUUCACUAGAACCCACAAGUACAUCUCAUGUUACUACCGAAUCUUCACGUUCACUAGAACCUACAAGUACAUCUCAUGUUACUACCGAAUCUUCACGUUCUCUAGAGCCAAGAAGUACAUCUCGUGUUACUACUGAAUCCACUCAAUCACCCACCACUGGUGUUAGUAGUCGUUCCGAAGCGGGAUCUGAAUCAACUACUGUUCUUACUGCUGUUUUAACGAGUAAGGGUGUUAGCACUGUUACGUCCCUUACAACAUCCUCCAAAUCAUCUGCAUUAGCUGUCUCUGGUUCUUCUACUGUUGAAUCCAAUAGAAGAGUGUCUUCAAACAUUUUAGAAUCUAAUCAAACAAGAAUUGUUGCCUUAUCCUCGAAGUCAACUCAAGCCUCAGGCACAGCUGCAAUUCCAGGGAGGGUCAAUAUCAGUAAAAAUAACUUGAACGGAACUAUAGGUGAGUUUGAAGCUAAAGCUAACCAUUUAGGUGCUAUCGGUGGACCGGCAAUUGCCUUAUCUUUAUCUGCAAUUUUUGUUCUUGUCUCAUUUUAA
Maudiozyma saulgeensis is the source of this 1452-nucleotide messenger RNA. The record is from the annotation of a GenBank genome assembly. Lineage: Eukaryota; Fungi; Ascomycota; Saccharomycetes; Saccharomycetales; Saccharomycetaceae.